Messenger RNA from Ipomoea nil (Japanese morning glory), 1768 nucleotides. RefSeq lists its product as uncharacterized. NCBI's taxonomy places the organism in Eukaryota, Viridiplantae, Streptophyta, Magnoliopsida, Solanales, Convolvulaceae. Bases 293 to 1675 code for a protein of 460 amino acids. The transcript has 17 exons. The record is from RefSeq and is a predicted model, not a curated record.
AAAAGGCAAAAUUGAAGUAAAUUCUUCUCCUUCAUUUUCCCUCUCCAUCUCUCUGUGCCACCAACAGAGUCUCUUAUUUUCUGAACUCAAAGACUUGAAGAUUUCUCUUCAUGAACUCUUCUUUUCCCAUUCUUUGAUUGCUGUCAGCUCUUUAAUUUCCUCAUCUUGUUAUAUACAACUUCAGCAUCUGCCAUACUCUAACAACUGUGAUGUGAACUUAAUUGAUCAUGGAAAUUAUUUGAGGGAUGCGGGGAAGCUGCUGUAUCUAUCUUCUGGUAAUCGGGUUUGUACAAUGAAGAAUUUUGGACACUGCUCGAAUGGUAAAAGGCAAAACGAAACAGUGAAACUUGUCGUCGCAGUUACCAUUGGAGUAAUUUUUGGCCUCUUUAUCGGGUUCUCAUUUCCCGCACUCUAUUUAAACAAGUUAAAUGUCACAGCAAGUCUUGUUAACAACGUAGAUGAUAGUAGCAACUUAACAGAAGAUCAAACCGUGAUGGAUCCUACAAAGGAAUUAAGGUUGUUGUUUACCGGUGUUGAUCAGAUAUGGGUUCCAUCAAACCCGAGAGGGGCAGAGAGAUUACCACCAGAUAUCAUUGUCCCCGAGUCAGACUUCUACCUCCGAAGAUUAUGGGGCGAACCCAGCCAGGACCUAACAAUGAAACCGAAGUAUUUACUAACACUCACAGUUGGGUAUAAACAGAAAGAUAACAUAGAUGCUGUUGUGAAAAAGUUUUCAGACAAUUUUACCAUUCUGCUGUUUCACUACGAUGGGCAAACAACCGAAUGGGAUGAAUUCGAGUGGUCCAAGCGGGCUAUUCACGUGAGUGCUCAUAAGCAGACAAAGUGGUGGUAUGCCAAAAGGUUUCUGCAUCCCGAUAUUGUUGCCUCGUAUGAAUACAUAUUCAUCUGGGAUGAAGACCUAGGAGUUGAGCAUUUCGAUGCAGAGGAAUACAUAAAACUUGUAAAGAAACAUGGGCUGGAGAUUUCGCAGCCCGGUUUGGAGCGAAAGAAGGGAGUUUGGUUGACGUGGGAGAUGACGAGGAGAAAAGCUAACAGUGAAGUUCACAAGGAAACCGACGAGAAACAAGGCUGGUGUUCUGAUCCUCAUUUGCCUCCAUGUGCAGCAUUCGUGGAGAUCAUGGCUCCCGUCUUCUCUCGAGAUGCUUGGCGUUGUGUGUGGCAUAUGAUUCAGAAUGACUUGGUUCAUGGUUGGGGUCUUGACUUUGCCCUUAGAAGAUGCAUUGAGUAUGCUCACGAUAAAAUUGGAGUGGUUGAUGCCCAACCCGUUGUUCACCAAGGGAUUCCUUCACUUCGGAACGAGGGACCGCAAAAGAGUGGGAAGUACAAGUCGAGACUGGUGAAACAGAGAUGUAGAAGUGAAUGGCAAACAUUUCAAGAUAGGGUAGCUAAUGCAGAGAAGGCAUACUAUAAGGCAAAAGGAAUUCAAUUUCCAACUUCACAUCAUCAGCUCACUACCUACCUUUCAUCAAAUAUAUUCAAAUAUAUCAACUUAACACAAGCAUUGAUAUUUGGUAUUAUUGAAAGUUUCCACAAUAUGACAAUAUUGUACGGAAUGGUCUUAUCUUAUAUCUAUAAUAAAGUCAGAUCUUUUGAGAAAAAAAAUAUUUUCGUUUUUUCACCCAGUGAAAAUGACGUAGUUUUGAUAGAUUUGUAAGACAUUGAUUGUGUAUUUAUUAUGUUUACAUUUACUGUAACAAAUAAAAUAUGUUUACAAAUUUUGAAAAUCAUAUUUUUGAAUUGCAAAUGA